UAUGCUCUCCAAUAGAAAUCACGAAAAAUAUAAUCACAACGGCUACUGUUACGUGAAGGACAGAGAUAGCGCGGAUGGACAUCUAAUAUUUUGGCGUUGUGAUGAGAGAGGAAACGGAUGUAAAGGCAGGAUUUGGACUACAUCGUGCCAGAAUAGGGAGUUUGUUCGAUUGGUCACCGAUCACAGUUGCUCAACAACUGGCGAUGCUGCGAAAGUUUCUGUACAACAAAUAUUGACAAGUGUUCGACAACGUGCUGCAACUACAAUGGAAAACCCAGCACAAAUUAGAAGCAAUGUUGUACAAGGAGCUUCUGCUGCUGUCUUAGGUUUUUGUUUUUUAAUUAGCGAAGUAAAGUUUCUGCCUCGGAUAGCGCCUGGGAUUUCACCACCAGACGUGGGCGAAACGUUUCGUUUCGUUUCGUUGUUUCGUAUGUUUCGUAUGAUUUUUACUGUUUCGUCUCGUUUCGUUACGAAACACUUUUAA
Messenger RNA from Meloidogyne enterolobii, 484 nucleotides. The record is from the annotation of a GenBank genome assembly. Lineage: Eukaryota; Metazoa; Nematoda; Chromadorea; Rhabditida; Meloidogynidae.